GUCGGUAGGCGGGGCGCGUGGCCUGGGCGGAGCGAACGGUGUCAGCGGCGGAGCCGGAUGCGGGCGGUACUGCCGCCGCCGCGGCCCUAGGGAUGGGCGGAGCCCCGGCCGCUGGUGCUGGUGGCCGCCGCCGCUGCCGGAACCUGAGCCGGAGCCGCCGCCUCUGCCGCCGCGCGUCGUUGCUUCGCAAGGCGGCGGGAUGCUGGGGAAAGGGGGAGUCGGCGGUGGUGGCGGCACUAAGGCGCCCAAGCCCUCCUUCGUGUCGUACGUACGCCCUGAGGAAAUUCACACAAAUGAAAAGGAAGUAACAGAGAAGGAAGUCACUCUUCACUUGUUGCCAGGUGAACAACUGCUUUGUGAAGCCAGCACAGUCCUGAAGUAUGUGCAGGAAGAUUCCUGUCAGCGCGGCGUCUAUGGGAGACUCGUCUGCACUGACUUCAAGAUUUCCUUCUUGGGGGAUGAAGACUCAGCCUUGGAUAAUGGUGGGGAAACUCAGUUUAAGAAUAAGAUCAUAGGAGUAAAUGAUGUUCCACUCCACUGUGUGGAUCAGAUUUAUGGAGUAUUUGAUGAGAAAAAAAAACCUCUGUUUGGACAACUGAAGAAGUACCCUGAGAAGCUUGUUAUCCACUGCAAAGACCUGCGGGUGCUCCACUUCUGUCUGAGGUACACAAAGGAGGAGGAAGUCAAAAGGAUUGUCAGUGGCAUAAUCCAUCAUACCCAGAGUCCCAAACUGCUGAAAAGGCUGUUUUUGUUUUCCUAUGCAGCUGCUGUACAUGACACAGCCGCUGAUCCCAGGAACUAUACUGUCAUGUUUGACACACCAAAAGACUGGUGUUGGGAGCUGGAGCGGACCAAGGGUAGUGUGAAGUACAAAGCAGUGAGUGUGAAUGAAGGCUACCGAGUCUGUGACAGGUUGCCAGCAUACUUUGUUGUCCCCACUCCCCUUCUGGAAGACGAUGUGAAGCGUUUUCAGGGCCAUGGUAUACCAAUCUGGUGUUGGUCCUGUCACAAUGGAAGUGCCCUUUUGAAAAUGUCAGCACUGCCCAAAGAACAGGAUGAUGGUGCAUUGCAGAUUCAGAAGAGCUUCUUGGAUGGAAUUUACAAGACUAUCCACAGGCCACCCUACGAAAUGGUUAAAACUGAAGACUUAUCAAGCAACUUCCUGUCCCUGCAGGAGAUCCAGAGUGCAUACUGUAAAUUUAAGCAGCUGUUUCUGAUAGAUAACAGUUCGGAAUUUUGGGACACAGAUAUAAAAUGGUUUUCUCUCUUAGAAAGCAGCAGCUGGCUUGAUAUAAUCAGACGCUGCCUGAAGAAAGCAAUUGAGAUUACGGAAUGCCUGGAAGCACAGAACAUGAACGUCCUCCUCUUGGAAGAGAACGCUUCUGACCUCUGCUGCCUCCUCUCCUCUCUGGUGCAAGUGAUGAUGGAUGCCCACUGUCGAACCAGGACUGGGUUCCAGAGCCUCAUCCAAAAGGAGUGGGUCAUGGGUGGCCACUCUUUCCUUGACCGCUGUAACCAUCUCCACCAGAGCGACAAAGAGGAGGUCCCUGUGUUCCUGCUUUUCUUGGACUGUGUCUGGCAGCUGGUGCACCAGUAUCCCCCAGCAUUUGAGUUCACAGAGACAUACCUGACUGUUCUGUCAGAUAGCCUGUAUAUACCUAUUUUUAGUACCUUUUUCUUCAACUCACCUCAUCAAAAAGAUACUAACAUGGGUAGGGAAAGCCUGGAUUCACAAAGCAAGCCUUUGAGUCUGCUCACCGUGUGGGAUUGGUCAGUACAGUUUGAACCCAAAGCACAGACAUUGCUCAGAAACCCUCUCUAUGUGGAAAAGCCAAAACUGGACAAAGGCCAGCGGAAAGGAUCACGUUUCAAACAUCAACGACAACUUUCUUUGCCACUUACCCAGUCUAAGUCAUCUCCCAAAAGAGGAUUUUUCAGGGAAGAAACAGAUCAUUUAAUCAAAAACCUUCUAGGCAAGAGAAUUAGUAAACUUAUUAACUCUUCUGAUGACCUCCAGGACAACUCUCGAGAGUUCUAUGACAACUGGCAUAGUAAACCCACAGACUACCACGGCCUGUUGUUGCCUCACAUUGAGGGGCCGGAAAUCAAGGUGUGGGCUCAGCGCUAUUUACGUUGGAUUCCAGAAGCCCAAAUCCUGGGUGGUGGCAGAGUGGCCACUAUGGGCAAACUCUUGGAGAUGAUGGAGGAAGUGCAGAGCUUACAGGAGAAAAUAGAGGAAAGACACCACAGACAAGAGGCUGUCCAUGCACAGGCGCCCCGCCUGCUCAGGAACUCUGCCCGCCUGUCUUCCUUGUUCCCUUUUGCACUGCUCCAGCGACAUUCAGCCAAGCCUGUCUUACCCACCAGUGGCUGGAAAGCUUUAGGAGGUGAAGAUGACCUGGCCAAACGAGAAGAUGAGUUUGUGGACCUAGGAGAUGUGUGACCUGUCUCCUCAGGGACUGUGAAAGAGGCACACUGUACGGUGGGACAGUUGUUCCCUGGACUGGUGUCACAAUGUUAGCCCAGUGCUAUGAAGGAGAGAGCAGAGGCUUUUGGGAAGAGAGCUGGUUCUCCUUUUCUUCCACAGUUUUGGAAGACAACACAAUGAAAGCCAUGCUCUGGUAUGCAUAGGAGGGAGUUCCUCCCUGACCUGUCAUAGGAUUGGGGUCGUCUCCUGUCAUCUGUAUUAUAUGUACACAAAAUGGCUCAUGGCCAGGCUGGCGGGAGAGCUUCCUCCUGUUCUUUCUGUGCCAAGAUAAUUAUGUAGCCAUUCUGAACAAGAGUAAGGGCAACUUUCAGUGGCAUCUGGAUGGGGAGAGACAGAGGUAUUAAGGGAUGUGCUUUGACUUAAACCAUAGCGUAUUCCAGCGCAUGCAUGCAUGCACACACACACACACACACACACACACACACACACACACACACACACACACAGCCCAUAGAAAACUUGGACAGUUCUGCUGGUGUCAUCCAUCCUAACAUUCAGUCCCUCCUUCCUGGACUGUAACAAGGCUUGGGGGGUGGGGCAGCCACCUUGCCUUUUCCUUUGCUGUCAUCCCCACCUUACCUUUUCCUGCUCCGUGUUACUCUGUGAGUCCAUGUUGGUGCACAUCGUCCCAGGGUCCUGCUGCUGUGACCUGUUGACUAAACUGGGGGACAUCCUCUGUCCCCAAAAGGAAGCUCAUUCCUUGGAGCCCUCAGUUUGGACCACACAUUUGGCCCUCUGCUCGAAUACCAGCACCUGGACUGUGCCUCUCUGCAGCCCCUCAGCUGGUCCUCUUGCCGUCCCCAUUACCCUCACAGAUGCUGGGGCAGGCAGGUCAAUUUGAAUGUGGCUUUCACAGGAAAGCAGUCAUGUCAGAAGCAAUUAUCAUGGGAUGCCUCAGUGAUUUAAAAAGCCAUAGAAGAAACUUAGCUCUGCCUAGUCACCUUGGAUCUGCUGUUUUAAAGUUAUAUAUUUUUUAAUGUUUGAAAGCAUACUUUGUAAGGCUCAGUCCUAUCAUUCUUAACAGAGCCCUGUCCAGUCCCACAAAAGGUGUGGAGAGUGGGAGUGGGCGAGGGACCUCAUUGAGACUGCCUCAAGUGUUUGCCUUUUAUCUGUAUUUGCUGGUCAGGAAAGGUCCUGUUGAGGACAUCUCUGUUGCUCAUGGGCAAUAAGGCAUUUUGAAACUUCACAAAGAGUCCUUUCUGAUUGCACUGAAUCAUCUCUCAUACAUAGUGAUCAUUUUUCCUCCUCCCCCUGCACAAUAACACACAAUCCGGGUUGGUGUGUUGACCCAGCAUGUUGGGAGGAGGUCAAGAUUUGUGUUUCUGGGGCCAAAUGCUGCACUCAGUCUCGGUUGCCUUAAAAGUCUUUCAGGCCAGGUCUGUGCUAGGCUUGCGCUAGGAAUUUAGAACACACCAGUUCCUUCAUUCCCUUUACCUGCAUUCCCCUGGCUCUCAACUAGCACUAACCGCCACGUCCUCAGCCUCUGCUUCCCAAGUCCUCAGCAGAGAAAACUAUUUUUGUUACCAUAUUAUAACGUGAAUAUUUAUAUGGUAGCCUCUACAGUCUUAGUGAUUUCCUUUCCAAAAAAUGCCUCUUGUGAUGUUUUAUACUUCACAAAAUAUGGCUUAAAGGCACAAGGUCAUGACCCUUGUUAUAGCAGUGAAUGUUCAUUGAAAUAUUUUUCUAUUUUUUUUUAAAUCGCAAUAGAAAAAGUAAACAAGCUGUUGCAAUCUGUGUGGUUUAACAACUUAUGUAUUUAUAUUUGAAGCCAGAUUUCUAUAACUUGUAUUUGUGUACAGAACUUCCCAUGGGUUUAUAUAUUGUGUAUUUUUAUUCAAGAUUGAGAUGUGGAUUAUGCUUAACAUUAAAAGAAAAAAUAAGACCAUUGUUUAAAACAUACUGUGCAAGUUUGGAAGUCUCUGUUAAUAAUUUAGUGUAUAUAAUACUUGCAUUUGUUUAGACCUCCAUGUUUUUACACUGAAGAUAAGCUAGCUUUAAUUAAAUUUUAAAAAUUUAAGGCGAUAAGCUGUUAGAUGGAGUCAGUUUAAAUGUGCAGUUUAUUUUCUGGGUGUUAAUGAAAGUUUAUACUUGUCUCACUGCACUGUAGUUGACUGCAGAGAUUAAAACACAACUUCAAGCA
Molecule: messenger RNA, 4628 nt
Organism: Mastomys coucha (southern multimammate mouse)
Lineage: Eukaryota; Metazoa; Chordata; Mammalia; Rodentia; Muridae
Gene: Mtmr12
Product: myotubularin related protein 12
Exons: 16
Coding region: 200-2443 (747 amino acids)
Source: RefSeq, a predicted model, not a curated record